Molecule: messenger RNA, 1725 nt
Organism: Salvelinus namaycush (lake trout)
Lineage: Eukaryota; Metazoa; Chordata; Actinopteri; Salmoniformes; Salmonidae
Product: protein pygopus
Exons: 6
Coding region: 1-1725 (574 amino acids)
Source: RefSeq, a predicted model, not a curated record
AUGGGGGGCCCUGUCGUCCGGCCUCUGCCCAUGCUCGGUGAGGGUUCGCAGGCACAGCUCCGGCCACCGAUGACCUCCCCCUGGAUGUCUCUCUCCAGCCCGCUCUACAGAGAGUCUAUGAUGACUUCUCACAACUGUGCCAACACAGCCUCCUCCUCUUCCUCCUCUUCCUCCUCCUUCGAUCCAGUCUUCCCUCCACCCUGCCCUGCACUAACUGUUGCUACAUCCAGGACCCUACAGCCCCCACUACCUCACGACUGCCCCAAAGAGGACAGGGGUAGUGAGCAGACUCCAGGUCUUCAGGACCCAUCGGUCCCCCGUUCAACCCAGACCAACUACAACAACCUGCUGCUCAUCAGGAGACACCUACAACAGGAGCAGAAGAGGCAGAUGGAACAGAUGAAUGGAGUACAGAUGACUGAGUGCCAGCAGGGGGCAACAUUUACAGGUGGUGGUCGGCCUCUCCCUCCAGAUUGUGGUGGAGGCGGAGGUUACCCCCUGGGUGUUCCCCAGCUAUCCCACGGUGGUCCCCUCCCAUCUGGGCCCGGCCACCUCUCCCUUCCCCCUGGACAUCCAGGCCACCCAGGCCAACCCGGACCCCCAGGAUCUCUCACCCAAGUGAGCAGGCCGGUAGGCGCCUUCAUGGGUGGUCCUCCAGGCUCCAAGCAGCCCCUCUAUCACCCUUCACAGGGUGGACAGUUUGUUGGUGCUGGUGGUAUGCCAAUGAGACAACCACAGUUGGCACACAGCAUGAUGGGAAUGGGGGGUCCGGCUGGUCCUCCAAGGCCUGGGAUGCAGCAACAGGUGUCCAGGACGGGGAUGACAAUCGGGGGGUUGGGGCCCGGCUCAGGGCCUGGGUCGGGGUCUGGUCACCCACAGCAUCUACGACAGGCCCUGCACCAUAGUGGUGGAGGGGCACCACUCCCACGUAUGAUGUUUACCGCUCAGCAAACACACCAACAACAACAGCAACAGACCGCAAUGUGGCCUCCGCAACAGCAUGGGGGGCUAGUGAAUUCCAUGCAGCAUCGCAUGCCCUGCAGCGAUGGCCACAUGGACCCGUCGGCUAAUCACCAGCAGUCGCACGGACACAUAUUUCCUGGAGGGGGUGGGGGCGCCAACGGUAGCUGCAACCCGAACCCCAAUGCCCAGUUUACCCAGCAGGCAAUGCGGUCGGGGAUGCCCGGAGGCGGGGGUGGGAACAAUUUUGCCCCCCACCAAGGACCUCCAUCGUUACCCUCCAACCAAGGGGUCGGGGUGCCGUCCUUACCCAGGAGACUGAUACAGAAGCUGGGUGUAUCCACGGCAGGGCAGCCCAUACCCUCCAUGGUCCACCAAGGGCUUCAGCCUGGUAUGAGGCCCAGGGGACCCCUCUCGGCCCUGGCUGGGAUGAAACCCAUUCCCCCUGGUAUGAUCCACCACCCAGGCCACGGUAUGGCCCCACCUAGCUAUCCUGCCUCUGGGGCCGUCGUCGCCAAACACCCCCACCCACACCAACAUCCCCAUCCCCAUGGGCCCGGGUAUGGACCAGGUCAGGGGAACCCUGGACACAAGCUACCCUCGUAUGAGUACACUCAGCGGGGGCAGAGUAAUGGGGGGAUGGGGGGUAGACCUGGUGGUGGUGGAGGAGGGGAGGUAGACUUUAUUGACACUCUGGUGGGGUCGAACGAGGACUGGCUCAAUAACCUCACUAUGAUAGAUGAGUACCUGGAGCAGAACUCAUAG